UGCUUCCUCCGUGCCGGGGGCGGGGCCUGGCCGGCGACGCCGCGCGGGGAGGCUGUGCGGCAUGGCGGAGGGCGCGGCGCUGCGGGCUGUGCGGGGCUGCCUGGCCGCCUUCCCGCGGGAGGCCCGCGAGUUGGGGUGGAUGGAGGCUGUACCGUAUCUCGAUAGGCCUCCGUGCCCGCUGGAGUUCUAUCGAGAGUGGGUGAGCCCAAAUAAACCCUGCAUCAUCCAGAAUGCUAUUGGCCACUGGCCAGCGCUGCGCAAGUGGACCUCGGCGUACCUCAGGGAGGUAGUGGGUCCCAAGGUAGUGAGCGUGGCUGUAACACCAAAUGGUUAUGCAGAUGCCGUGUUCCAGGACCGUUUUGUCAUGCCAGAGGAGCGCCAAAUGCCUUUCAUGGACUUUUUGGACAUUGUGGAGAAGAAAGUGAUCUCCCCCAAUGUAUUCUAUGUACAGAAGCAGUGUUCAAACCUCACCGAGGAGUUCCCUGAACUGAUGUGUGAUGUGCAGCCGGAUAUACCAUGGAUGAGUGAGGCACUUGGGAAGAAGCCUGAUGCUGUGAAUUUUUGGCUUGGGGAAUCAGCUGCUGUGACAUCUUUACAUAAAGAUCAUUAUGAGAACUUGUACUGUGUGAUAUCUGGAGAGAAACGGUUUCUACUGCAUCCACCGAGUGACCGUCCCUUCAUCCCAUACGAGCUCUAUCAGGCAGCAACUUACAAGGUAUCAGAAGAUGGCACAUUUGAAAUUGUGGAUGAAAAGACUGCAGAUAAGGUGCCCUGGAUCCCUCUGGACCCUUUGAACCCGAAUCUCGAACGGUAUCCAGAGUAUGCUCAGGCAAAACCUUUGCAGUGUACAGUGAAAGCUGGUGAGAUGCUAUACCUCCCUUCUCUCUGGUUCCACCAUGUUCAGCAAUCACAUGGCUGUAUAGCAGCAGACAUUACACCAAAUUUAAAAUGAGACACUGAAUUAUAGCACUGUCCAAUUAAUGACCAUUGUGAAGUAACACGGUGAGUUUGCCAUCUGUUACACACUCAGAAAAUGAGAGGUUUCUAUCCAGAUAUUAAACUUCGCAGUUUAUUUGCUGUUUUUGGUCUAAAUAGAAGCACACGUGUUGUGUUCAUACAGAGUUUGCCAAAUUUUCCUGCAAGGAAUUCCCAGUAUAGAGUCUGAAAAGGAGUUAGUUUGGUUGAGACAGAGUAGCAUUGGCAACACUACUAAAGAGCUCUAAUGUUUGCUUACCUUAUGUUUGGCUGUAGUCACAGUUCUGCUCAUUUCAACGUUUGGUCACUAAGAACAGAAAACCUGUACUAGCUGAGCUGUCUAAAACCAUCUGUAAACAUGUUUGCAAACCAUUACAUUACAGCUUCAGGAAUGCCUUUCUUUUUUUUCUCUCCUCAGUGAAUUAUUGGUAUGACAUGGAAUAUGACCUAAAGUACAGCUAUUAUCAACUGCUAGAUUGUCUUACAAAAGCCGUGAAAGUGUUAUAACAGAGGUGGGACGCUGGAACUUGCAGUCUUUCUCUCUGGUGUGAUACAGUCAUCAGCGUCUGUGGCUGGAGUUCGAGCAUGAAACAAGUGAGAAGAGCUAAGCACUGAAUUAUCUUCAGCAACAUCUGUUGAACAAAUCAUGGCUAUUUUGCUUGAUUUCAGAGUCUCAGGUCAAUUGGCCAGGUUUUCUGGCUUGUAAGUAGAGGAUUUGACAUCAGAAUUUUUAGAUCUUUGCGUAUUACAUUGGUGAUGGUGAGCAAAAUAAAACUUGAAGGGAAGGAGUCUGGGUUUUAGAAAUCCCUGAGGAGAAACCAUGACAUUAAUUCAGAUCUACAGGUUGUUUUCCUAACAAGCCAAACGGACAAGGAAGGAUUUGCUCUGCCACCCGUGUGUGCAUCGGGCUGCAUCGGUCCAACAUUUAUUCAGCUUAAGGCAAAAGGCCUGUCUGGGUGUGAUUCAUUAAGUUCAGCGGCUGUGGUGUUUUGAUGGUGAGAACUUAACAACUUCUGCAAUAAAAGGUCGGUUUAAAAGUUUA
Numida meleagris (helmeted guineafowl) is the source of this 2017-nucleotide messenger RNA. It is a transcript of the gene JMJD7, whose product is annotated as jumonji domain containing 7. Gene Ontology annotation, molecular function: 2-oxoglutarate-dependent dioxygenase activity. The record is from RefSeq and is a predicted model, not a curated record. Bases 62 to 952 code for a protein of 296 amino acids. Lineage: Eukaryota; Metazoa; Chordata; Aves; Galliformes; Numididae. The transcript has 8 exons.